Molecule: messenger RNA, 2581 nt
Organism: Cannabis sativa
Lineage: Eukaryota; Viridiplantae; Streptophyta; Magnoliopsida; Rosales; Cannabaceae
Exons: 6
Coding region: 413-2554 (713 amino acids)
Source: RefSeq, a predicted model, not a curated record
CAUCUCCUCUAGUGCGCAUAGAAAAAAGGAAACCCCAAAACACAGACCUCCCAACUUAUAUAAAUACAAAAUUAUAUUAAUGUAUAUAUUAUUAUUAUGUUAAUUGUGUAAUUAAUCUUUUGUUAUUAUGUCGAUCAUAUUCAGUCUCAUAGACAUAACGGUCCUGAGAGUAUUCCUAGGCUCUAAGCAACCUAAUAAGCUAAGGAUUAGUUCUAAUAACCAAAAACCAAGUUCGCUGACAAGUUCUUUUCCAAUACGUGAUUUUUGCUUGUAAAUCCCACCUCACCUCAAAAUAUUCCCCCAAAUUAGAAUGAAAUAAUAAUUAAAGACACUAAAUGAAGAUGGAUUUAAUUGAUGAUGGGUGGCCCAAUAUUCAAGUUUGUAUUUCUGUACAUAGUUUGAUUUUGUGAACAUGGCAUCUACUGCUACUCCUACUGCUAUUACUACUAAUAAAAAUCAUGCCUUUUUUCGUACAAAGAUGCCUCUUUUUUCUUUUUCCUCUUUUUGGGUCACUAUUUCCUCUCUCUUACUCACUCUCUUCAGAUUCUUCCCCAAGUUUUUUCACAGAUAUAUUGAAAACGAUUCUACCCAGAUGAACAAUUCUUCUAAAGCUGAGUACCAAAUUGGUUCGAGUCUUAUUGAGCCAGAAAAAGAUGAAGAUUUGGAUGAUUCGUUGGAAGAUUCAAAACCCCAUUUUGGUUUCACAUUUAAGUUUCCAACAUAUGAAGAAUUCAGUAAAAGCCAUGGUGAUUUUGCCAGCUCGAGUGGGAACCAGUUUUGUUCUGAGGAACCAGAAGUGAAAGUUUUUAGCAACAAAUAUGAUUUUGUUUCUGGUGAAAACCUUAGCUUUUUCGUUGAAGAAGCUAAAGUUUCAAACUUUUUUAUCAAGGAGUUAUUUGCAGACUCUAAUGGAGAUUCUUCAUUGAAACUUGGUGAGGUUAUUGAUUCUGGGUUCUUGUCUGAAAACGAUUUUGGGAAACAAGAAGAGGUUAAUGUCAUUAAAGAAGAUUCUUCUAAUUCUGGGAAAGUUGAUUCAGAGAAUGACAGAGAAAACAAUUCUCAAAAGGUACAAGAAAUUAAUGAGGAGAAAGGAGAGAAGUUUUUGUCAGAAAGUAACUAUAUGUGUUCAGAUUCUGACUCGGAUUCCAUUACUUCGAGCCAUGAAUUCUCAUUUAUGAGUCAAUUUAUUGAUUCAACAACUGAUAGUUUUCUCUCAGAUAUGGAUUUUGAAAUUGAAGGUGGGAACUUUGAGUCAAAAAAUGGCGAGUUAGAUUCCAAUGAUGAUGAAGAUGAAGACAUUCUUGGUGAGCUUAGGAAAUUAGUGGAGUCCCAAACAGAGGAAUUGGGAGCCAAACAGGGGAAUGUGGAAGACAAUUCUGAAAAUGGUUCAAUUAAUGAUAAUGGUAAUGAGGAUUCGAAUGGAUUGGAAUCGUUAUGGGAACAUCAAGAAUUGGUUGAGCAGCUGAAAAUGGAGCUUAGAAAGGUGAAAGCCACAGGACUUCCUACCAUUCUUGAAGAAUCUGAAUCACCAAAGAUAACAGAGGAUUUGAAGCCAUGGAAGAUGAUUGAUGAGAAGUUUAACCAUGGUGAUAAAUUGAAUGAGCUUCAUAAGUUUUAUAAGAGUUACAGAGAACGUAUGAGGAAACUAGAUAUUCUUAAUUACCAGAAGAUGUACGCAUUAGGCUUUCUUCAAUCAAAGGACCCACUUCACUCACUAUGGAGCCCCAAGUCUUCAACUUUCUGGAGACACAAAAGAAAAAAGCCUCAUUCGGACCAAAUGGUGAAGUUCAUACGCGAAUUGCAGACCGAUUUGGAAAUGGUUUACGUUGGACAUUUGUGUCUUUCAUGGGAAUUCCUUCAAUGGCAAUACGAAAAGGCUUUCGAGAUAUGGGAAGCUGAUCCUUACGUGUGGCGCCAAUACAAUGAAGUUGCCAAUGAAUUUCAACAAUUUCAGGUUCUCUUACACAGGUUUGUAGAGAAUGAACCUUUUCAAGGUCCAAGAGUUGAGAAUUAUGUCAAGAAUAGAUGUGUUAUGAAAAAUCUUCUUCAAGUACCUGUCAUAAGAGAAGACUCAAAAGAAAGAAAAAGAGCAAGAAGUAAAGGAAAAGAUAGUGAUGCAAUUACAAGUGACAUGGUAUUAGAGAUUUUGGAAGAAUCAAUAAGAACCAUUUGGAGAUUCAUAAAGGCUGAUAAGUUUACUCACAAUUUGGUUCCGAAAAAUCGUAGAGGAGGAACUCAAGUAGAGCUUCAUGACCCUGCAGAUUCUGAUCUUUUAGUAACUGUUCAAACAGAGCUCCAAAAGAAAGACAAGAAACUUAAAGAGGUAUUGAGGAGUGGGCAUUGCAUACUUAAGAAAUUCCAAAAGCAGGAAGAUGAUGGCUCAGAUCACCUUUACUUCUUCUCUCAAGUAGAUAUGAGAUUAGUGUGUAGAGUUCUAAACAUGUCAAAGAUAACGACUGAUCAACUUGUUUGGUGUCACAAUAAGCUAAGCAAGAUCAAUUUUGUUAAGAGAAAAAUACAUGUAGAACCUUCAUUUUUGUUAUUUCCUUGCUGAAUGUUAAUAAAAAAGUUUUUUAACUUU